This is a messenger RNA of Protopolystoma xenopodis, 261 nucleotides long. Lineage: Eukaryota; Metazoa; Platyhelminthes; Monogenea; Polystomatidea; Polystomatidae. The record is from the annotation of a GenBank genome assembly.
AUGUGCUCGAGGGGCUUCAGGCGAGAAAACGACCACGAACUGGAUCCAAUGGCCAACCUCUUCGAGAGGCAUGCAUCUGCGGCAGACGGGCGCUGCUGUUUGUGGCUUGGAGUGAUCAGCAAGACACGCAUACACACUGGCCGGCCCAAUCAACCCGGACGGGCGCUAGUCUCGUCAAUCGUGCCCACAAGCUGGGAACAAACGGCCUGUCGACAACCGACCGGCUGGCGAGGUGGAUACCGACAAGUCAGUGGUAUUUAG